UCUGACGGAUUACAGUUUUGCCCGCAGGUUUCUCAAGGCAUCGCACAGCAGCAUUGCUGUAGUCGACAAAAAGAGCCUCUGCUUGUCCGCAUCGUUCGAGGUCCAGGCGUUAGAAACCGACCAAGAUGAGCUGCUUGAACAACGAGAUGCUGUUGGGGGAUUUAGUAUCCCCCUUCAGCCAGCCGUGUUCGGUGGCUGAGGAAAGUCUGGGACUCCUAGAUGACUACCUGGAGGUGGCCGAGCCCCUCGGUUCGCAUGGGUUCUCCAGCGACAAGGCUAAGGCAGUCUCCUCCAAUUGGCUUGCUGUGGACAGUUUAGGCAACACCAUAGAUAGCAGCCAGGAGGAUGCCUUCUCUGGCAUGGAGUGGAUGGUGGAGAAGAUGGAUCUGAAGGAAUUUGACUUUGAUGCUCUGUUAGGUAUGGAACAUCUGGAAGCCACCGUCUCACCAGACGAGCUGAUGGCCACGUUGGAAGACACGUGUGAUCUCCUAUUUAAUGCUACCAUCCAGGAAUUACACAAAGAACCUCCACUGAUAAAUGACCUAAUCACCCAUCUCCCUGAAUCCCCAAUUGGAGCAGAUCCAAUGGCCCCUUUGAGUUCCCUUUGGUCUUUCCCCCUCUCCCCAGGGUCUCUGACUUCCACUCCAGACCACUCAUUUAGUUUAGAGCUAGGUAGUGAAGUGGAUGUUCUGGAAGGAGAAAAAAAGCAGGAGGGCCCCACCUUUGUGGUAGUGAUCACCAAGUCCGAGAAAGAGGAGGAGAACCACUCAGAUGACAGUGGGAUAUGCAUGAGCCCAGACUCCUACCUGGGAACCCCCCAGCACAGCCCCACCAACCCAGUUGGAUCCCCCAAUGGCACCCAGCUGCCUGCAGAGCCCCAUGGUGGCUCUGUGCGGCCCAAACCCUACGAUCACCCUGCAGAGAAGGUAGUGUCAGCCAAGGUGAAAGGAGAGAAGAAGCUGGAUAAGAAGCUGAAGAAGAUGGAGCAGAACAAGACUGCUGCCACGCGGUACCGGCAGAAGAAGAGGGCGGAACAGGAGGCACUGUCUGGGGAGUGCAGAGAGCUGGAGCAGAAGAAUCAGGCCCUGAAGGAGAAAGCAGAUUCCCUUAGCAAGGAAAUCCAGUAUUUAAAAGAUUUAAUAGAAGAGGUCCGCAAGGCCAAGGGCAAGAGAGCUAGAGUCCCCGAGUAGGCUAGUCAGUGGUUGUGUGCAUGUAUAUAAGCUUGCUGCUAAAGCUGUGUAUUGCUGUCUAAUAAAUAAUUUUGUAGUAAAUGUGCAA
Molecule: messenger RNA, 1278 nt
Organism: Acanthisitta chloris (rifleman)
Lineage: Eukaryota; Metazoa; Chordata; Aves; Passeriformes; Acanthisittidae
Gene: ATF4
Product: activating transcription factor 4
Exons: 2
Coding region: 126-1190 (354 amino acids)
Biological process (GO): regulation of transcription by RNA polymerase II
Cellular component (GO): nucleus; ATF4-CREB1 transcription factor complex; ATF1-ATF4 transcription factor complex
Molecular function (GO): DNA-binding transcription activator activity, RNA polymerase II-specific; RNA polymerase II transcription regulatory region sequence-specific DNA binding
Source: RefSeq, a predicted model, not a curated record